Molecule: messenger RNA, 7341 nt
Organism: Corticium candelabrum
Lineage: Eukaryota; Metazoa; Porifera; Homoscleromorpha; Homosclerophorida; Plakinidae
Product: reelin-like
Exons: 35
Coding region: 45-7142 (2365 amino acids)
Biological process (GO): neuron migration; central nervous system development
Molecular function (GO): calcium ion binding; lipoprotein particle receptor binding
Source: RefSeq, a predicted model, not a curated record
CGUACCAGGUCGUACCAGCACUACACCAGCCUUAAACUCUCGACAUGCAGCUUCUUCUCGCUGCUCUUCUCGUCGUGGGCUUCAAGAGUCGCACGACUGCCAUUCCCGCUCCGUCAAGACAAAGAUUACAAGAUCUUCUGUCGUCUUGCGAACCAUCUGGGAUUCUAUUCAGCGAUACAUUCGAUACAUCGAGCACUAUUCGAACAACUCACUGGGUCAACUCGUCGGGUGUUGCCAUCGGAAAGAGUUGUCGAAAGACGAGCAACGGUCGGGCGGUAAUAUUUGGAGCGGAGGGAGGCAAUGUGAGACAAGUGGUAACAAAGCCACUCAAUACAACACUAGCCAGAGUGCUUACUUUCGAUGCAUCUCUUUGUCGUGGCUCUGACCAAAUAUCGGGACAGGUUCUCUACGCUUUGGAUGGAAACGACUUCGUUCAGGCGACCGCGUUCACCAUCACGACAAAGCGUCCUCUUCACGUUGUGGUAAGGUUUACGGGAGCGAUGCGUGGCAAUCGUGUGCUUUUGAGUGUGAAACAAACGUCAACGUCUGGCGGUGUGAGAAAGAAUAUGUGGGCGGUCGACAACUUCGCAGUGUUCAGAGGAGACCUGGACUACUACGCCGAACAGAUCGAAGACGAAUUUGAUCCAAUGCAAAGAUGCACUUGGAUUGAUACAUCUACGGCAAGAGUCGAUAAUUAUUGUUCGUCUGAUGGAAUGGCGUUGGCAUUUAAUAUCGGUUUGAGCAAUGAGACCGAGCGGAGUGUGAGGACGAGGCCCGUUUUCUUGCCCGGUCUUAUACCAGACGUCUCAAAGAGCAAUUCGCAUCAAGGCUUGAUCUUCAUGGAAGAUUUCAAGUUGAACACAAACAUACCUAACAGUCAGUGGAAGACGUUUACUGGAGGUGCCGUCACUCAGCCGGACUGUGGAGCUGUCGAUAUGUCGGACACGUCCUCGGCUACGGUCUUCUUCAAUGACUCUGGUGUCCGAUCUAUUGAGACUCAACGUUUGGAUCUGACUUCUGCAUUGGUGAUGUCUUUCUAUGUACGCAUUGGCGGUGACGGAUGUGGAGUAGCCUCGACCGGCCAAGAUGUGGUUGUACAAUACUCACCAGAUGGAGCUUCAUCGUUUACUGAUUUGCGCAUACUCACCUACUACGAUCACUCGACACCUCAAUGCAUCCUUAUCAACCUCCCGGAUGCGGCACGCACGUCAGCAACAGCUCUCCGAUGGUAUCAAGCGAAGAACAGCGGCAAAGGCACCGCAGAAUGGGCGAUCGAUACGAUUCGCAUCGCCGAUCAUGCAGGAAAAGAGCAGCUCGUCUCUAAUUGCUCUUACGGAGAAAAGAUCGUCCACAGAUCUGACUUUUCAAACGUCACGUUACUAGAUGGAAUGUGGUCUACACUGCUAGGAGGAAAGAUUGUCGUUCCAGACUGUGGUAGUAUUGAUGUUGCAGGUUAUAGUCCAGAGGCGGCGUUUUUCAAUCAACGUGGUCAACGAAUCAUGACAACAAGACCGCUAGACUUGAGGAAAACGGACAAACUCACGUUUCGAGCGAGACUCGGUGGAGGCGACGGAUGUGAAGACUUGGACUUAGGAGAUGAUGUCGUCGUCGAGUACAGAGUGCUCUCUUCGGGACGGUAUACCCAGUUAGACGUGUUACAAUACAGCGCAUACCGAAUCGCAAAGACGGUCGAAGUAAGUGUGCCUGCUGCUGCCAGGACCGAGGAGACGAUUGUUCGUUGGCGUCAGCGGUCUAACAGCGGAUUGGGAAAAGACGAAUGGGCUAUCGAUCACAUUCGUUUCUUGACUACGGAAAGAAAGAAGACGAAAGUGAACACGCUCUAUUCCGAGAACUUCGAGUCGCACAUGUCGAUACCUAACGAUCUCUGGUCGGCUGCGGCUGGAGUUGCGUUCAGGAAUCCCGACUGUGGGAGUAUUUCAGGCAGCGGAUCCAAUGACUCAAAGGCGGCCUUCUUUUAUCGUUCUCGAGAUCGAUUCAUUCAGACGCAAGCACUCAACCUGACCAACGCACAAAGUUUGUCUUUUCGAAUUAAAAUCGGCGGAGAAAACGGAUGUGAGGCCGCCGACAAGGGAGAUGACGUCGUGGUCGAGUAUAAAACCGUCAGUAAUGUUUCAUUUGGGAUACUCGACAUUUAUAACUACGGAGACUACACUACGGCUAGAGAAGUCACCGUGGAGUUGCCUUUCGAGGCCCGGACGGAGUCGACAGUAUUGAGAUGGAGACAACUGGACAACAGCGGAAAUGCGUACGACGAGUGGGGUAUCGAUCGGAUCAUCGUGUCUACGAACGAUUCUCAAGAGAUAUUCCAAGACGAUUUCUCUAUUUAUCCGCCAAUACCGGGACCCAAAUGGGCAGCAAUCGCUGGCGGAGAUAUUAUGACACCGGAUUGCGGCACCAUGGAUGUUCCAAAUUCCAGAAGCGACAAGGCGGCGUUCUUUGGCAAGUCCGGUGCUCGAUAUUUGAUGACACAGGCUCUCGAUCUGACGACUGCACAGUCUGUCGUAUUUCGAAUACAGAUAGGAGGAGACGGUGGCUGUGAAGCUGCAGACACCGGAGACGACGUCGUUCUUGAGUAUAAAACAGGCGACAACACUCGUUUCGUUGAACUACAGCUUAUGACGUACAACGGGUUUCUCAAAGCGCAGACGGUCAGCGUCAGUCUUCCCUCGCCUGCCCGGGCGUCGGACACCGUCCUGCGUUGGCGUCAGCUCGACAACAGUGGCAACAACUACGACGAAUGGGCAAUCGAUAAAAUUGAAAUCACCGACGCAGUGGCAGGCAAUACCGUCGAUGUGAUCGAAUACAUUCUACGCGAGAGCUUUGACGCACCGUUUACGACGCCAAAUCGUUAUUGGCAGCAAAUCUACGGCGGUGAGGUGACCGUUCCUCCGUGUGGAAGCAUCAGCUUGCCGGCGGGAAGUGAUACUGCGGCGUUCUUUAGUGACAGGGGAAGUCGGUAUCUUCAGACGAUUCCUCUCGAUCUCGCUCUUGCGAAAACCGUGUCGUUUCGUGUACGCAUUGGCGGCGGAAACGGAUGCGAUAACGCAGAAUCUCUAGACGUAGUCGUGCUCGAAUAUGCACCGCAAGGAACUGGCAUUUUUACGGAAAUCAAACAGCUUAGUACAACUACAUAUCGAACUGCUGAUACCGUUACUAUUACCAUUCCCCAGGCUGCUAAGACGUCGGGUACGAGACUCCGGUGGCGGCAAAAACGGAGCAGCGGGCAAAACUUUGAUGUGUGGAUGCUGGAUGACAUCAUAGUGACUACUUCGGCUACGGUUGUGGCGCCUGAAGUUGAAAAACCGGUCGAGAGGGCGCUCAUAUUGACCGAAGACUUUGAUUCUCCUUCUGCUUUUCCAGGAACAGACUGGUUGAAUAUAACCGGAGGAGAAAUCGAUACUCCGGACUGUGGCGGUAUUGACGUGCCUGGAUACAGUUCUCAGGCGGCCUUCUUUUCCGAAAAAGGUCUACGCUCUCUCACUACAAAACCUCUUGACUUAGAACAAGCCAAACACUUGUCUUUUCGAAUUCUGAUUGGUGGACUGACCGGCUGUGAGAACACAGAAACUGGUGAAGACAUCGUCGUCGAAUAUCGACUCAAUGGCGAUAUAAGUUUUUCUGAGCUGCAUCGUCUAAACUAUGACGCGUAUCGAAAUCCGACUAGUGUCGUUAUUCCUCUCCCCGACACUGUCAAGAAACAGCAGACGUCGAUUCGCUGGCGACAGAUUAAGAACGACGGCAAAAACUAUGACGAAUGGGCGAUCGAUCACAUACGGAUCACGAGCACGUACAUACGGACUCACGUCGUUGAGUUCGACCUGUGCAUGGGAUGCGGUAGCCCGUAUGCGACGAACUCGACCGACUACGACGUUCAUCUACAGUACUCGACAAACUAUGGAGGAAAAUGGCUGCCUGUCCAUCGUACGUGUAGGCCGACUGAUCCGGAUUGCUUGCAGAGUCAGCCGAGCAGCAGCUACUCGUCUGUAUUGUUUCAACAGUGGAGAAGGUUGACGUUAAUAUUACCUUACGGCAUACUGGGUCGCUUCGCUCAGUUCAGAUGGAUGCAGUCGAAUGUACUCAAGACAACAGACUGGGCCAUCGACAACGUCUAUAUUGGUGUCCAAUGCCCCAAUUUCUGCAGCGGUCACGGACGCUGUGUGAAACCGAGAGGAGAGAAAGCUGCUAAUACAUGCGGUGGGAGCAACACGGGAAGACCGUGUGCCUUUCCGUUUAGAUUCGACGGUCGCUCGUACAAAUCGUGCACUCGAAUCGGUAGAGAAGAACUCGACAACGAGUUGUGGUGCUCGACAACAUCGGACUACGACCGAGACAGAAAGUGGGGCUUUUGUACGUGCGGAGUGUGCAAAUGUGACGCUGGCUACGAAGGAGAGGCAUGCGAUAUUGCAAUCACUAGUCCGGUCUCUCCUGCCACGUUUACAGAGCUUUUCGACGCAACGCCGAAUGCGAGCAAAUGGUCGUUUAUUGUCGGAGGAGCCAUCGGCACGAGAUGCGGUCUAGUCUCAUCCGGAAAAGCGAUGGUCUUUAGCACCGGAAAUACUCGAAUUCUCGAGACAGCCGAUGUCUCCGUGCCUCACAACAGUACACUCGAAUUUUCCGUCACGGCCUCGUCGUCCAUUUUACACAGUAGAAAUCCAUGCCCGAUGACGGCUCGCAGUCACUAUGCCGUCUUCGUCCAAUACUCGAUCGACGGUGGAGCGACGUGGCAUUUACUAGAACAGAUUCGACCUCCGUCGUCGUUUAGAACGAUCGUCGUACCGCUGCAAGCCGAAACAAAUUUCACUCGAUUUCGAUGGUAUCAACCGUUCUCCGGAGGAGACGGGCAACAUAUAUGGGCCAUCGAUGACAUCGUCAUUCGGACUCAGGUGCCACUCGCUCUUCCGGUAGUCGACGAUUUCGAACCAAUGAAUGAGACAAUAUGGACGAGUCAUUAUGGAUCACAGCUCGAGAACUAUUGUGGAUCUCUUUCUCCGGCACUUCAUUUUUCUCAUACGUAUACCUCCACUCGAGGGUAUCUUACUACUAACUAUGUCACCGUCUCUCAACGCACGUGGAUUCAGUUCGAUUUAUUGGUGACGUGCGGAGAUUCGUACAAUUACAACAGCGGGGUCACUCUGCAAUACAGCAGAAUCAAUCCUUCCUUUCAGACAUUGCACUACGGAUGCUCUCUCACGACGCUUAUUACUCGAUGCUAUCCUUCAAGGUCGUCUCGUUAUCAUGCCGGUCUGUACAGCUCUUGGCGACGUGUCACUAUCUAUCUCAAUUCGACAAGUUUUGGCGAUAGAUAUCUCAAGGGUCAAAUGACUAUCCGUUUUCGGUGGUAUCCAAGAUUUACAGGAUCGGCCGAGACGGAUUGGGCUCUCGAUAAUUUCUAUAUAGGUAACGGGUGUCCGAAGAUGUGCAAAGGACACGGUCGCUGCACGGCGAGUGGCACGUGUGCGUGCGAUAGAGGAUUCAGUGGAGCAGAUUGCAGUAUAUCCAGCGCGCCAUUGCCCACUCAACUAGCGGAGUCGUUUAGAGAUAAAAAGUUUGACCGUACAAAGUGGACGUCGAUUUCUGCAGGAACCGUCAGCAGUGCGUGUAGUUCGUCGUCUAAUGGUAGCGAAUAUGCUAUGGUAUUCAACCAGGCGGGUAACAGAGAACUCGUCAGCCGGGAUAUUAAUACGACCAAUGCCGACGCGAUCACUUUCACUUACCAAAUCGGUUCGCGAUCGAAGACUACUUGCGCGACGGGAUCUACCAGCACGCUCUCCAUCUUGUUGGAUUAUUCGAACAACGGCGGCGUGACGUGGCAAAAAGUCGAGUUAAUUCGGUACAACAAGGCAUUAGAGAGACCGACCGCCAAGCGGUUGACUGUUCCAGUUGCUGCACGAACAAAUGCGACGCGAUUCCGCUGGUGGCAAAGCACGACGUCGAGACCAAACUACGCCACGUGGGCUAUCGGCGACAUUUUCAUCGGAACAGAAAACAUAUGCUCCAAUGGCGGCACAUUGAAUGCCGACGGAAUGGAGUCUAGCACCAUGGCGUGUGAGUGUCCGUCUGGUUUUGCCGGUGACCGUUGUCAGUUCAUAGACAUCGACGAUUGCAAUCCUAAUCCGUGCAAGAACGGUGGCUCUUGCGAGGCGGCCGACGAGGAGCCGUACACGUGCUUCUGUAAAUCGGGAUUCACCGGAAAGGAUUGUUCUAUCCGUCGACAGGUUUGCUCGCAUGCGACGCCUUGUCUCAACGGAGGAACGUGCACGAUAAGGAUAACGUUAUCGGGCAACCUAAGCGAGUGCCUUUGUGCUAGUGGAUACACAGGAAAUCGUUGCGCGGACCGCGUUCAAUCUACCGCUUCUACGAAAUCAGGCCUGACGGGCAGCACUGCGCCACCCGGAAAAUCGACCACUCUCGCUGUCAGUGGAUCGAGCCCCUCGGCUGGUGAUGAUUGCUCGUCCUCGAAUGAGGCCCAAAGUUGUCAAAACGGCGGUAGUUGCCGACAAAAUCGUUGCAUGUGCCCCGAUGGUUAUACAGGAAAGCGGUGUGAGGUUGUCUUGUCGUCGUGCGUUUCUAGUCCUUGCGGUGCGAACGAAACGUGUCGAGAUCUGAGCAACAAUAUCCUUCUUCAACACACGUGUGUAUGUAAAGAUGGCUACACUGGCAGACCUUGCCGUCGACGGUCAGACAUACGUACCACUGCUCUAUACGACUUCUGUUCUCUUCACAAACCUUGCGACAACGGCGGCACGUGUCAUUUAAGUUUCAACGGUGUAUAUCAAUGCCACUGUCCUCGGGGAUUUAUCGGGCACUCGUGUGAGGUCGACGCCAACGCGGUCGUCCAGGCUCAAAGUGGAUCGAAAGAAUCACGUGUUCCCGCGUGGGCGUGGGUCAUAUUCGUAACCGGACUGAUUAUCGCCAUCGCCGUAGUGACCACCGCAGUCUUAUACUAUCGCAAAAAGCACAACUACAAUGUGAGCAAGCAAUCGUCGGGCGUUCCCUCGGCUGCGUACCACACCAAUGGAUCCGGAGGAGACACCGUGGCGUUUGACAAUCCCAUUGCGGAUUACGAUACGGACUCUGCGAGGGUCAUUAUAUCUCCGUUUUCCGACGAACACAGCAGUUAGAGGUGAUGUCUCGAAAUAGAUUGUAUAAGGAUGAUUUGGUAUGUAGCUUUAUCGAGUGUGACUGACGUCUUGUUUCUAUAUUGACAUGGAUUUGCUGUCGUUGUGUGUAACGACGGAGUCUGAGCGUUAAUCUUCUCGUAUACAAAUGCCAUGUAGUAUAUUGCGAGUGACGGAAUUGAUUCACGUAAGUCGUUGUAAA